AUGGGAACUGAGAAAACUUUUGAUGCUUCCGGGGUGCAAAAUGAGGUUGCUAGGUUAAGUAUUUCCACCGAUAUCGACCGGAAGCAAAUGGUGUCGAUGAUCAAAAGUUCCAUUGCUAAGAGUCCGAGAUCCAAGCCAGCAGAACUUGUCAUUGAUCCAAACCUUGUUUCCCGCAAGAUAUCCAUUUCUGAUAUUAGGGACUUGAUUUUAUUCAUUUUCAAUGAAUUGCCUUCGAAUAUCAGGUGGUUAAGCCUUCAAAAUCACUUGAAUAUUAAAAAGGCUGUUUUUUUGUGUGUUCCUGGUAUCCGCGGUUCUGAUUUUGGGAUCAAAAAGGAUGCUAUUAGUCCUCAACUCAUUCAGGCAAAUGAAAUUGAUAAGAAUCUCAAACCGUUCAAAGAUUUUUUUAAAUAUGCCUGGCCUGCAAAAUCACCAGGUUCCAAGCAGAAAUUAUAUUCUACCUUUCAUACCUUGGUUAAUGUUCCAAUGACUAGAACGAAGCGUAAGGCGGUCCAGAAACAACAGAAGCAAGUUGGUAUUACUCUACAUGAUUUGAUAUUGACUGUUGGCCAAGCGAUUGCUAACAAGUAUCCUAUUCACUCUUUAUUGAAAGAAAAAUCUACCAGUGAUCAAUGUGAGCUAAUUGAAGAAUUGGAGUUUAAGUCCAGCUCGGAUGGCUGGGUAGAAACUGAAGUUUUCGAACAUGAGGGGUCUAAAACUUUUGCCGUGGAUUGUGAAAUGUGUCUUGCUGGAUCUAUAAAAGUCCUUACUAGAGUUUCUUUGAUUAACUUCAAUAAUGAGAUUUUGAUUGAUGAGCUUGUGAAACCAGACGAAGAAAUAACUGACUAUGUGACUAAAUAUUCUGGUAUUACUGAAGAUUUACUCCGUGGCGUUACAACCACUCGCAGUGAGAUUCAAAAAAAGAUUCUCUCCAUCGUUAGUGCGGAUGAUGUUUUAAUUGGUCAUUCUUUGGAGUCUGAUUUGAAUGUCCUUCAAAUCAAGCAUAAGACUAUCGUUGAUACUGCCUUGAUAUAUGAUCAUACAUAUGGCCAUCCGUUGAAGCCUUCAUUGAAGUGGCUAGUUCAGAAAUUUUUGAAUAGAGAAAUUCAAAAUAACUUGAAAGGACAUGACUCUGUUGAGGACGCUAAAGCAUGCAUGGACCUUGUCAAACUAAAGUUGCAAAAUGGCAUAGAAUUCGGUAAAACUUUCAGUAGCACGGUCGAAAUUUUUAGUCGAAUCAAUUCUAAGCUUAUUGAUCGCUGUGUUGGUGACAACCAAGCUAAGGACACCAGCCAGGAACAUAAUUUUGAUGAUUUGAAAUCUAGAUUAAGAAAGACCUUGGUUGUUGAUUAUAAAAAAUCUGGACCAAUUGUUGGAAGCCCUCAUAACCUAAACUUUGGAGAAAGAAUGAGAGCAGAAAAUGAUGACGAGGUCGUUGAUACAUUGGUCCAAAAUAUUAACAACUAUGAUUUGUUUCUUGGACUGCUUAGAGAAGCCGAAUUCGAAUUUGGAUGGUCGGAAAAACCAGAUACUAAGAAUGGUGAACCAGCGGACGAGAAGAGCCAGGAUACCGAAAAAGAAAAGAUCAGCCCAACCAUCAUUUAUAAAAAUUUAUCAGACCGUAUUGAGAAAGUCAUCUCAUCUUUACCUGAUUCUACCUUAUUGGUUGUAUCCUCCUCUAAUGGUGAUCCUCGCCAUAUGUUGAAAUUGCAAAAUCAGAAAAAAUCUUUUCAAACAGAUGGGGGUGGAAGCUGGACAAUAACUGAUGAAGAUGAACUAAUGAAAGCAGUAGACCAAGCAAGGGAUUGUUUGCUCUUCAUAGGCUUGAAGGCUGGGGGAGAUUCAAUUGUUAAAGGGCUUCCUGCCUUACAUACACAACCUGUAUUUAGUGAAUCAGCAGUUGAAGAUUAG
This is a messenger RNA of Saccharomycopsis crataegensis, 1908 nucleotides long. RefSeq names its product Rnh70p (gene RNH70). Gene Ontology annotation, cellular component: nucleus. Gene Ontology annotation, molecular function: nucleic acid binding; exonuclease activity. The transcript has 2 exons. The record is from RefSeq and is a predicted model, not a curated record. Bases 1 to 1908 code for a protein of 635 amino acids. NCBI's taxonomy places the organism in Eukaryota, Fungi, Ascomycota, Saccharomycetes, Ascoideales, Saccharomycopsidaceae.